Molecule: messenger RNA, 2196 nt
Organism: Aureobasidium subglaciale EXF-2481
Lineage: Eukaryota; Fungi; Ascomycota; Dothideomycetes; Dothideales; Saccotheciaceae
Exons: 2
Coding region: 463-2196 (577 amino acids)
Source: RefSeq, a predicted model, not a curated record
UGCGCCUGCGGAACGGGUGGCUGGUGGUAAAGGCAGAGUCCUGAUACUACCCCUCUUUAUACCCUCGCACUCCCACUUUCAUUUCUGGGCGAUCCUCCUUCUUAUCCACCGCGCAUAACUAUACACUCCCCAAUUACACUCAGGUACUUUUGAACACAAACGCGCAACAAACACCUUGGUCAAACGAAAGACUAUCACCGACAGGCUGAUCAACGCGCGUGCCUGGUAGGGCUGGCGCACAACUGACUCUCUCGCUCAAGUCACACUGAUAGCGUCUUGCGCUCUUGUCUCUCGACUCUUGACCGCUGCGCCCGUUCAUGACCCAUUCGCCCACUUCUCUCUCAUAUAUCCUCUCUUCUUGGAAACACAUACCACAAUCUAUCUUGUGCCCUCGUCGUCGAACUCGAAAGCUUAUCAGUACCCGUUAUCUUAACUCCGUCGACGCGAUACCGCCGCCAUAGCAUGAGCACGACUAUUACUCGCCCCAUCUACGAAUCGCACCCCUCGGUCGACGCGUCUAUGGAAGAUUUUGAGUUCCGCGCAAACUCCCCUGAAUUCUUGCGGCCUGAUGCGCAUGCGCGCAUCCAUUUCAUGAGCCCGACUGCUUCAGACUACUCCGAGGCAGCAACCGAACCCGAUAUCAACGGAGGUUGGUCGCCGCCCGCCUGGAGGAAGGCAGGAAGUGGCUGGUUCAAGCAUCACCUCCAGCAGACCGGUCUCAUGUCGCCCUAUGGGAGCAGGGAGUGCAGUCCGGAAGAAUACAGGAAGGGGUUAACGCCGUACGAUGAUGACGAUGAAGACAUCUUGGUUGCAGCAGGAAUUCCUCUUCCCGUCAGUCCAUUGAAGGGCAGAAGCCCAGAACCUAGUUACAGUCCUACCGUUGCCACAGUCCUCAAGCAGGAUGCGGACAAGAGGAGGCAGAUGAACCAAUCGCAGAAGGAAGGCGAUCAGCCAUGGCCGGACAAGCACGAUAACUAUAUCCGUUUUUCCGUUCGAGCAGACGUGCAACAGCGCACAGAACCCAUCGAAGCAGUCAUAGCCCACUUCCGCAAAGUUUGGGGUCGCUUUACCAAGAAUCGAUACACUACGUUCCUCUCAUUGAUAUCAGCUUUGUUCAUACUGACCCUCACUCGCGCCUUGUUUUCAGAACCCGUGACUGGACCUACCCCUGAUCUCGUCAAAGUCGCCGGACUCGCCAAGUCCUUUGAACCUCUGAUGUACUACAGUGAGAACGGCCACAGCCAGGUCGUACAGCUGGGAGAGACCGGCGUCGCUGUAUGGGAUUUGGGUGAGAGCGUUCGCUCAACCAACAUGACCUCAGGUCCCAUCAUCGUGCGCGAACUCGACUCGCUUUCGGACAGUCUCAAGAAUCUCGCUCAUGAGUUGACCCGCUUCUUCGCUGGUGUCGACGGUGACAUUGACAGCAUCCUCAUCGUCAUGGAGUGGGCGCAGAGAGAGCUCACCAAGCUCAAUACCUUGCCGGCAUCUCACAUGUCGCUGGCCUUCUCGAAUUUGCACUCUCUGCUAUCGCGAGUCGGUCUACUGGAAGAUCACCGCACCGGAGAGCAGACUGCAGUCGGUAGGAUUGUCGCUGAGCUCUUCGGCCGUACGGCACCACAAGUCACUCGAGCCACACUCCAACGCACCUUCACCGACUUCCUUGGCGUACUCGAGGAGAGCAUCAACAACGAGCUGACUGCAAGCAUGAGCUUGUUCGCCCAUUUUGAGGCCAUCGACCGCCAGUUCCUCAAUCUGCAGCGCGUCGUCAUCCGUGAAACCGACGCACAAGAGCGGGAGGAGAAUGAGAUGCUGGCCUCUUUGUGGGCCCGAGUCAUUGGGGUGAAUGCUUCGCGACUCAAAAAGUUCGAGAAGAACAAACAGCUUCUCUCGUCGCUGCGCGAACGCACCAUCCAGAACAAGCACGUCCUUGUCGACCACAAUGGCCGUCUGCUACAGCUCAAGAGCAACCUCGAGAUCCUACGCAAGAAGCUGGUCUCGCCGCUAGUCAGAGGCAAUGGAACAAGUACCCUCACUGUCGAUGAACAAAUCAAGGGCCUGGAAGGUACAUACCUCAGUCUUCGGGCCACAAGAGAAGCGCAGAAGAGCAGGCUGUACGAGAUCAUUCACGAUGCAGGUACGAGGAGGAUUGGCAUUGUGAGAGGUCUAGAUGAGGGAUAUGCUAUCGAAGGUCAUUGA